Messenger RNA from Solea senegalensis (Senegalese sole), 1891 nucleotides. It is a transcript of the gene mims2, whose product is annotated as family with sequence similarity 210 member B. The record is from RefSeq and is a predicted model, not a curated record. NCBI's taxonomy places the organism in Eukaryota, Metazoa, Chordata, Actinopteri, Pleuronectiformes, Soleidae. The coding region runs from base 129 to 1052 and encodes 307 amino acids. The transcript is spliced from 3 exons. Gene Ontology annotation, cellular component: mitochondrion.
GGAGGAGGAGGAGGCAGCGGAGAGCAGGGCAGCAUGUUUACAGCUGCUCACGCUUCACGUACAUGCUGUGAAUAUCACACUCCAUUACUUGAUCCAACCAAAGCCACGGAACUCGGUCGACGGCGGCGAUGUUGUCGUGGUGGUGCGGCACAGGGAGGCUGUGCGCGGCGCAGACGCUCAGGACGCCCCGCUCGUGUGCGGUGCACAAAGCAAACAGACUGAGGUGCGUCACUCUGACAUUACGCAAAGGUCACACGUUUCACUGGAGCCGGUCUCUCUGUGGACCUGCUGACUCAGCACUUGUUCACCCGAGGAAGCAACAGGGAACUCAUCCCGUCCAAAGCUGGGACUGUGUAGUCUGGGACUGGAGACACCUGGACCGAGCGUCCAGGAGCGGGAGAUCAAGUGAGGGCGGUCAUUUAGAUGUUAUCAGCACGUGGAAGAGGCUCCAUAGCAGCGGCAGCAGAGGGCAGCCGCUGUGUCAUGGUUUGUUUCCAGGUAACCGCGAACUCUUCAACACCAGGACCAGCACCAGCACCAGGACCAGGAUCAUGCACAGCAGAGCUUCGUCUACGGCUGCAGCCACCAAGAGGAGCGACGUCAGCGAGAAGCCCGCGAUUACUGACCCCAACACAACGGAGCAGAAGUUAAAGGAAACAUCUGCUACGUCCUCGUCGACUGAAAAGGCCCCAGAGGAGCCCGAGCCAGAAGGAGGGAAGCCCUCCAAGACGCAGCAGCUGAAGAAAGUCUUCAAGGAGUAUGGAGCAGUGGGAGUUUCCUUUCACAUCGGGAUCUCCCUCAUGUCUCUGGGAAUGUUCUACCUCCUUAUAUCCAGUGGGAUCGAUAUGGCCGCCAUUCUGUGCAAAGUGGGCUUCAGCGAGACAGUCGUCCGCUCAAAGAUGGCAGCAGGGACCAGCACGUUCGUCCUGGCCUACGCCAUCCACAAGCUCUUCGCUCCGGUCCGCAUGAGCAUCACCCUGGUGUCCGUCCCGCUUAUUGUGCGCUACUUCAGAAAGACUGGUCUCUUCAAGCCACCCACACCGACACCAUGAAGACCCGUGCAUUAUUCUGCCUCAUUUAAGCAACACGCAUCCAGAUGAGUUCAAUUAAAAACAUCUGUACAUACUAUCUCCCUUUUUUUUUUUUUUUCUAAUUGCAUUUGUGAAUUCAGGUGAAACGUCGUCUCAAAUUGUGACAGAAUCACGUGUUUCAAGUCGUAGUUUUUUCUGUGAGAUUUAAAAAAAAAAAAAAAGUAAUAAUGUAACUGCUCACCAAACACCAGUGUAUCUGGAGUUGUGUCUUAAUGUGUGUGUGUGUGUGUGCAUUUAGAAACUCAGAAACUAAAGCACAAAACAGUCUGGAAGCUCAAAUAUUUAUAAACUGGUUAGAAGUCAGAGCAGUGCGGUGAUUUUCAGUUUCAGGACUGAGCUUCUUUUCACUGGGCAGGUUUUUUGUCCAAAUGCUGUGAAGGUUGCCCACAGGGACAACAGGAAAAGAGCUGACUAAGCCAUGUUCUGGUGUGUUGUGUGAAUCAGCAGAAUAUUCAGGUUCACUGUCUCCUACCUCCAUCCUCUCUCCGUCCUAUCCAUUCUCCUUACACAGCUCAGACUCUCUCCCGUUUCCUGAUAUUGUUUUACCUCUCUAAUAUUCUUCUCCUCAGCAUCUCUCCUGGCAUUCAAUUUCUUCUCCCUCUUUCCUUUUGCUGCUGCUUUUCCAUUUUCUCUUCAUUCGCUGCCUCUCGUUCUCUUUGCUAAUGCCACUACCCGGGCUGCCAGCACAUUAAUCUCUGAGUGAGGCUGAUUGUAGUUCAUUGCAACCUCUGAAUGAGGUUGUUUUUUUGCGGGGUUCUUUUCUGAUUGGACUUUGACUAAUAAAAGGAGUUUGUCUUUUA